This is a messenger RNA of Ilex paraguariensis (yerba mate), 1491 nucleotides long. The record is from the annotation of a GenBank genome assembly. Lineage: Eukaryota; Viridiplantae; Streptophyta; Magnoliopsida; Aquifoliales; Aquifoliaceae.
AUGGACGAAACUUCAGCACAGCAGCCAUCGAUUCAGACACAAACAUCUGAAUCAAACACCGAGACGGCACAAUACUGGUGCUAUCAAUGCAAUAAGCGAGUGGCAGUCGAAACCCUAGCCGAUCUCCCUGAUGUCAUCUGCCACGAGUGCAAGAACGGCUUCGUCGAGUCCAUCGGGACCUCGGCUCCUCCCACUUUAGCCCCAAAUCGACGAGCCUCCGAUCAGAUCGACGAGCCCUCUUUUGAAAAUCAGUUAUUUCAAGUACUCCGGCUCGUCGCCCAGGUCGCCCGUGAUGACGAUGCGCCCCCUCCACCUCCAUCAGAACACGCAGAUCCAUCUGAUGAUGACUAUCUUCGUAUAGAAUUCGGUGGCUGGGACAACAACGAUGACGAAGACGAUGAAAAUGAGGCUGAAGUCCAAAACGAAGAUGAACCAGUAGGAGAUGAACAGAAUCAAGAUCGAUCCGAUGAUGAUGAGACUGAAAUUCAUGGGGAGAAUGAGAAUCGGGAAGAGAGAGACGAAGAGGAAAUUCGGAGAAGGCGACGGGAUUUGCUUAGGGUAAGGCUUCGGGACUUUGCUGCUCGGGCUGCGCGGAACCGGGUACUUGACUGGGCGGACAUUCUAAUGAGACUAGAAGACCACUCGAUCGAGUUUCGAUUACAAAUUCCGGAAAUGGAUGACUAUAUGGGGAAUCCAGGGGAUUACGUGGAUGCAGCUGGAUACGAGGCGCUGUUGCAGAACUUGGCUGAGAGUGAAAACGGAAGAAGAGGGGCCCCGCCGGCUGCAAAAUCUGCUGUGUCGGCGUUGGAGACGGUGGAGAUUAAAGUAGAAGCGGAGGCUUUGGUUUGUGCUAUAUGUAAAGAUUCGAUGCGUAUCGGAGAGGUGGCUAAGAAAUUGCCAUGUGGACAUGGGUACCAUGACGACUGUAUUGUGCCGUGGCUGGGUUCGAGGAAUUCUUGCCCAGUGUGUAGGUUUGAGUUGCCGACAGAUGAUCCAGAGUAUGAAGAGGAGAGGAAGAAGAGGUCAAUGGGGACUGCAGGUAGUGGUGCUUCAAGUUCUAGUGGAUACAAUUAUGGAUUUGACUGAUACUUUGUGAGCUUGUAAGAUUCUUACAUUGCCAAAAGAUCUUCGACUCUAAAGAUCUACCAUCAGGUGUGGAUAAAUUGGAAGGCAUUCCUGCUAUGUCAUAUGUGGAAUCACUGCCAGAUUUUACUGCUAUCCUGGCAGUGAGUUUUUUGCUUUUUAAGCUUAAGCCAAGUUUUACCGUUUUAGUGUAUCUAGGGCAGUUGGUAAUUUUUAAUUCCUAAUAGAUGGUGACAAUUUAUAGUUGUUCACCAUCUGAAUAUAUAGAAUCAGUUUGUUAUGGACUAUGCUAUUGGACUUUAAUGAGAGUUGCGUGCUUUCGUGCAGUUGAACUAUGUACUUUGAAUGAAAUUCGUAAUGUGAUGUUGUGUAUUAUAUGAAUUUUUAAACUCACCGGCUAAGAUUGAU